Pecten maximus is the source of this 7669-nucleotide messenger RNA. RefSeq names its product sodium bicarbonate transporter-like protein 11. Bases 1 to 2316 code for a protein of 771 amino acids. The transcript is spliced from 16 exons. Gene Ontology annotation, molecular function: solute:inorganic anion antiporter activity. The record is from RefSeq and is a predicted model, not a curated record. Gene Ontology annotation, cellular component: plasma membrane; basolateral plasma membrane. Gene Ontology annotation, biological process: transmembrane transport; monoatomic ion homeostasis; monoatomic anion transport. NCBI's taxonomy places the organism in Eukaryota, Metazoa, Mollusca, Bivalvia, Pectinida, Pectinidae.
AUGUUCACACAGAAAGUUCCAAUGAAGGAUUUUCAUGCUGAGAUUCGAGCUUUCCGAGAUGUUGAAGAUUUCUUAAACAGGACCUUGCUCAUCCUUGAUCUCCCCACCACCGGGCUCACUCAGAUUGUGGACACCAUGCUCAACAAACUCCAUAGUGUCAAAGAGAUUGGAAUGACCUUCACCUUGGAAGAGGCCAGGCUUGCCAUUUUCACCCAGAAUUCUGUUCAUCUACUCAGUCGAACCAUUCAGGGCACAACUUUUAGUGAGGAGUGUGGCUUCCAAAUUGACCAAUCCUGGAUCUGUAUUUUAUGUGAGCUACCUAACCUAACCAGACGCCAUGUUGUGAUAUCCCGCCUACACCACCCAGCCAACCUGGGACCAACCAGUCAGGAGAUUCAAUUUGUCAUCCUGGUCAUGACUCCAACGAAAGAGAAAAGUACAAAGACAGCCUUGGAGACUGGACAGACAUUCUCAACCCUGUUUCUGGAUAUGGACUUCCGACACCAGCUCUUAGAGGCCUCCACAGAUACCGAAUUCAAACAGUUACUGCAGAAAAAAACCAAGCUGCUGAUAGAGCAUCAAGGCCUGCCAGAGAAUCGCAAGUCUCACCUUGUUCUUAACUCCACUCCAUUUGAUGAUGACGAUGAUGAGAACACCCGAAGAUGUAAUAUAGGUCAUGGCUUAUACAGCGAUUUAAAACGCCGCCUACCUCACUACCUAUCUGACUACAAAGAUGGUAUAAUUGGCCACAAGACCCCCCACAAAGUUCUAUCCACAGUGUUCUUCCUGUAUUUCGCCUGUGUCCUUCCCAACAUCGCAUUUGGUAUGCUGAACAACAACAACACUCAUGGAGCCAUAGAUAUGCAGAAGAUUCUAUUUUCUCAGUGUUUUGGAGGAGUACUCUUCAGUGUGUUUGGCGGCCAACCCCUCAUUGUCCUUCUCACUACUGCUCCAUUAGCACUCUACACCAAAUUGAUCUACAAUGUAUGUGAGGAUUUUGAUCUAGAUUUCUACGCCAUGUUUGCUUGUGUGGGAUUGUGGAACGCUUUCUUCCUCUUCAUCUAUGUGUUCCUCAACCUCAGCAAGCUGAUGAAGUAUUCCUCAAGAUCAACAGAAGAGAUUUUUUCCAUUUUCAUCACUUUUGCCUUUUCUGCGGAUGCCAUUAAAGACACCUUAAAAGAUUUUAACAAAAAUUACCACACUCCCGCAUGUGAGGGAGAUACACAACCUGCCGUCCAAUCAGGUGCCACUUCUAACAGUAGUGUUGCUAACCUGUCUAACACCCUGACUACUUUAGUCACUGUUGCUACUAACGACAGCGCCGUGCCGACCCAUGUGUCGGGUGUCGCGGAGUGUCUGAGAGAGAACAGUAUACUGUUCCUCUUACUAAUGCUUGGCACAGUGUGGACUGGACUCACACUGUACAACUUCACAAAAACGCCGUUCCUAAAUGCAGGUAAACGUGAGAUUUUAGCGGACUAUGCACUUCCUGUUGCUGUCAUUGUCAUGUCCAUUUUUGGAUCCAUUGUCUUCAAGGAUAUUAAAUUAAAACCAUUUGAAUAUACGCCAGCUGAGAAUCUGUUUAGGGUAGCCCCUAUCCACACACUACCAGCAUCAGCUGUAUUUGCAGCAGCAGGACUUGGAUUUAGUCUCUCCCUCCUGUUCUUCAUGGACCAAAACAUAUCCAGCGCCCUCGUCAACACACCUUCAAACAAGCUUAAAAAGGGAGCAGCUUAUCACUGGGAUCUGUUUGUUGUGGCUGUCAUCAAUGCUGUACUGUCUAUCUUCACGUUACCAUGGAUACAUGCUGCCCUGCCCCACUCUCCCCUCCAUGUUAAAGCUCUCGCUGACCUUGAGGACAGGAUAGAACAAGGUCACGUCCAUCAGGUAGUCGUCCAUGUGCGGGAGACAAGGCUGACAGGGAUAAUCUCACACGUGUUGAUUGGCCUUUCUAUGUUCCUGCUGCCCUACCCAAUGGCCUAUAUCCCCCGCCCAGUCCUGGAUGGACUCUUCCUCUACGUCGCCAUCACCGCCCUCUACGGAAAUCAGAUGUUUGAUCGCAUUCUACUUCUCUUUACAGAACAGUCUGCCUACCCACCUAACCACUACGUACGCCGUGUGCCCCAGAGGAAGGUCCAUUUAUUCACCGCCAUACAGCUGGCACAGCUCUUCAUCCUCUGUAUUUUCGGCUUCUCACCGAUUCCCUACAUGAAGAUGGUCUUCCCAAUCCUCCUCAUGGUGCUCAUGCCAAUCAGACACAAACUGGUACCAAAAUUCAUUGAACACAAAUACCUGAAGGCCUUGGAUGGACACUGAGUAGACCCAACACUUAUGAACAGAAACUUUGGAUCGUGACUUUCAUUUGCACGAGUAACCCAGAAAGCUGCUAUAUUUUGACCUUGAGUGUCACAUUACUAAACUUAGAAAUUGUCUCAAGUUGACCUCAGUUUGACUUUUGAUGUCACCACAGCUGCUGGGGAGGAUGACACCGUGUCAUUAGAGAGAAUGAUGAGGAGGUCUCAGUGAAAUGAUAAAUGAAGUGAUGACUGUAAAUGGUGCCAAAUUUGUAAAUAUAGGUCAUUACAGGUAAAAAUAUACUACAGCAUGUUCAUCUACAUAACAUUGUUUAAUCGGGAAAGGUCAACCUACAAAUCAAAUUUUAUAAAUAUUGAAAUAACUGUUAUUUCAACACAGGUAUUUUUUUUUUUAUGUUGUGCAAAAUCAAAAAUCAUGAAGUCCUUUGUAGAAGGAAUCUUGGUAUCCGGAGUGUCACAAUCAUGUGAAAGGUGACACAUGUUUACUUAAAAGGUGAAAGGUGACAUGCUUGUAUGGUUAAAAUCAAUCUCCUGUAUGGUAAAGGUGACUCACCUGUAUGGUAAAGGUGACACCUGUUUGGUUAAGGUAAUUCGCCUGUAUGGUAAAGGUGACACCUGUAUGGUAAAGGUGACUCAUCUGUAUGGUAAAGGUGGCUCAUCUGUAUGGUAAAGGUGGCUCAUCUGUAUGGUAAAGGUGGCUCGCCUGAUGAUAAAAGUGAUUUAUUUGUUUGGUAAAGGUGACUCGCCUGUAUGGUAGAAGCGACACCUGUUUGGUAAAGGCGACUUGCCUGUAUGGUAGAAGUGACACCUGUAUGGUAAAGGUGGCUCACCUGUAUGGUAGAAGCGACACCUGUAUGGUAGAAGCGACACCUGUAUGGUAAAGGCGACUUGCCUGUAUGGUAAAGGUGACUCACCUGUAUGGUAGUGGUAUAACACUUAUGUGAACCUGUGUGAUGUUACACCUGUAUAUAAAGGUGACAUUCUGUACCUGUAUCCCCAAUGAUAACAUGUUACCUGUACAGUGACACACCUGUAGUAUGUUCUCACCUGUACCUGGGUAUAACUAUGGUACACUAGACAACGAGUCCCCCGAUGGGGACACCUCUACACCACAUGGUACUACACGGUAAUACCAACUACACUGUACUAUAUGCACACUGAUAUAUACGCUUGGAGAUGCACACCAUUUUGUAUGUAAAAGUUGUUGACAACAUCUGUAAAUAUAUGCAUCUAUAUAUCAUUUUAUCAAAACAAAAACUGUAUUAUAGAAUUAUAAUGGUUAUGCUAAAAUCCAGAAAAUGGACUCUGAGAGUACAAAUUGUACUGGAAAAUAGAUUCCGAGAGUACAAAUUGUCACAGAAAAUAGAUUCUGAGAGUACAAAUUGUCCUAGAAAAUAGAUUCUGAGAGUAGAAAUUGUACUGGAAAAUAGAUUCUGACAGUACAAAUUGUACUGGAAAAUAGAUUCUGACAGUACAAAUUGUACUGGAAAAUAGAUUCUGACAGUACAAAUUGUACUGGAAAAUAGAUUCUGAGAGUACAAAUUGUCCUAGAAAAUAGUUUCCUUGUGAGAGUACAAAUUGUACUGGAAAAUAGAUUCUGACAGUACAAAUUGUACUGGAAAAUAGAUUCUGAGAGUACAAAUUGUACUGGAAAAUAGAUUCUGACAGUACAAAUUGUACUGGAAAAUAGAUUCUGAGAGAACAAAUUGUCCUAGAAAAUAGAUUCGGAGAGUACAAAUUGUACUGGAAUAUAGAUUCUGACAGUACAAAUUGUACUGGAAAAUGGAUUUGUACUACAGAUUGUCCUAGAAAAUGGAUUCAGAGAGUACGAAUCGUCCCAUUUAAGUGAAAUAUAUAAGUUUGUAAAUAUUCCGGGGAAUAACUUAGUGCAUUUUUUUUUCACCAUAUAGUUGUGUACAAUGAAUCAACCAAUUAAAGUUGAAACUGUAUAUAAAUGAUGUUUCCCCAUUUGGCAUCUUCACUAGCAAAGGGUUCAUAUCGUAUACACUAAAUUCACCGAGUGAACCCUUGGCUAGCGAAGAUGGAUUUGGGUGACAUAUAAAACAGGCCUAUAGAUAUAUCUAGUGAUUUAUAUACUAUGUAAUAAUGCAAUUACCACAAGAUUUUAUUAUGUAACUGUUUUCUGAAAGUUUGUCACAGUUGGAUUUGUGUGUACUGGGUAAGACAUUCCAGUCUGUACAUAUUGGAUUCCGUCAUCAGGUAAAAUUCUUGUACUGGAAAUGCACUAAAUGAUUGUUCCUGACAAAACUAGUUGUGGAGCAUUGUAGACACUAGCUGUUUUCUACAUUUGUUAUACUUGCUUUAUGUAUGUUUUCAACUAGAUGUAUUUUAAGUUUUACUGAAAGUUGUUAAAAAGCAGUCUAAUGCACUAAUUGCCAUGCAAAAUAUGUUAUUAAGAGUCAAAUGGUUGAAAUUAAAGUUAUUACUGACAGAGCCUAUGUUGCUUUUCCCAAUAUGGUGGCGCUAUUUUCCAGAAUACAAUUUUGUCAACAGAUUUCAUAACCCGUCACUUCUGUUUACUAGAUCACUGCUGUCUCAAUAUCUUCCAUAGCAUUUAACUAUCCCCCCCCCCCCCCCCCCCCCCCACUUACACCUUAUGCUGUUUUCCCAAUAAAAACUUUGUAGUGCUUCCACCAUUUUUACAGCAAAACUGUAUUGUGCUGCCAUCAUUUGUCCAUUAAAACCUUGUAAUACUGCCACCAUUUGUCCACUAAACAUUGUUAUACUGCCACCAUUUGUACAGUAAAACCUUGUUAUACUGCCACCAUUUGUACAGUAAAACCUUGUUAUACUGCCACCAUUUGUACAGUAAAACCUUGUUAUACUGCCACUUUUUGUACAUUGAGAACUUACUAACAUUGUUUAGGAAUUGAUGAAACAAGUACAUGUAUGUAUACCAACAAAGAGACUUUAACAGAAAUAAAGUCGAGGAAGCCAUGGCAUAUUGUAAGAGAGGUUAUAAAUACAAUUAGCGGCAGUGUAAUCAGGUUUUCGAUGUGUAUCUUUAUUUUUGGUAGCUUUUUAUUGUAAAACCAUACUACAGCUAUUGUGCCAUGUUAAAUAACCUAUAUUGUGCCAAACAGCAUGUUUGCCAUAGAUAAGGAUUACAUUGUAUAUUGGAAAAUCAAGUCAUUUUCCGAUUGUGCUAAAAUAGAGUAUUGUAAUGACUAUUUUUUUAGUAUUAAGAUAUAGAAAGAUAUAGACUGAAGGUUUAUAAGUUUAUAUAUAUUCCUAUAACGUAUAAGGCUAUAUUUAUAUACCAUAUAAAUCAUAACAGCUCUGUGAUAUACUGCUUUAAAAUAAACAAAAAUAACAGAUAUAUUAGAAGACGGCCAAAGAUAAAUGAUAUUUGCAGGACACGUUAUAACAUAUGGUUAUAAUUGAAUUUCGCCCACCAAAACAACACCAGCUUUAAAGUUUGACCAAAAUGACCUGUCACAUUCAUUUCCAAUGCCAUGAUGAUUACCAUACUUAUCUAAGCCCCGAUGGUAAAAGUUUAAUAUUCAAGUUUGGGGAGAGCUUAUUUGUGAACUACUUUUAGCAUACUAUUUUAAGAUUAAUGAUUCUGCAAAAAUAAAGUAGGGACUUAUUUUGUGGUUGAAGCACAUUAGUACAUUAGUACAUUAAAAUCAAUUUUCAAAAAUCAAAACCUCAAAGAAUUGAUACAUAUACAGAUAUACACCCCAUGAGGGACCCAGUUAUCCCCAUAACCAGGCCUAGUGAUACAUAUAUACGCCAUUCAUCGAACCAAUGAACAGGUGAGCAUAACUAUAAAUGUAGUUUGCCUGAUGUAAAUAUUGUAAAUUUCUUAAUUUUGAAGUUCAAGCUGACAGGUCAUUUAGGGAUGACCAUACAUUUGCCAAUUGCUUUUAAUUUAUUGACAACUUAACAUUCACCAAUUUUUAAUCCAAGAUAAAUAGUUUUAGGUUCAGUUACAUACAAUGCAAAAAAGUAGGGAUGCCAACCAUAUUGGGAUCAUAAUAAAAUUCACAAAUGCUGCAUACAACAUGUUCAAGAAUUUUAGGGAUUUAUUGUGACACUUGCCAAAAGACAGAUCCUGUUUAAGUAGUUAUGUGACAAGAUUAUUUUUGUAUCAAGAUUAUAUAAUAUAUUUGAUAUAUCUUUCUACAGAUAUGCUUGAUGUAAAAUAAAAUACCACUUUUUAUACACAGAUAAUACAUAUAGUUAUUUAUACCAAAGAAACAGUAAGUAGAAACUUUAUUGAUGUAAGUACAAAAAUGUAUAUCAACAAUUGUAUAUUUUACAUUUACCCUGGUAAGAUACGUAGUUGCUUCCUUCCCAGGUGGCAAGGAAGAAUUUCUCUUAAUGUGCUCAUCCUGUAGAGCAUGCCUGAUGUAGAAUAAAAUAUUACUUUUUACAAAAAGAUAAUAGCUAUUUCUACCAAAGAAACAAAUUGUAGAAACUUUAAAUGCCAUCGAUAUAAGUAUCAAUAAAUGUUUAUUAUUAUAUUUUGGUUGCCCUGGGAAGAGACACUUCCUAUAUGACUCAGCAACAGAGACUUUCUCUUGAGCUUAUUCGAUAGAGUACUAGACCAGUAAGGUUAGGGGUCACUGGUUCGAUUCGCUGUGGAGGCAUAAAAAUGUCCUCUGGUGCCGAUAUAAUGAUGAGCGCCAAGAUCUUUAACAAUAUUUCCCAGGUCCUUAUGCCGAUAUAGAGGCCUUGGAAAUAUUGACAAGGUACAAAGCUUUCACACUUUGGUUGUUAAUAUUUCUUUUUAAAGACAUUACACUGGAAAUAAACUUGAAAAAGAUGACUUAUUGGUGUAGAGUUGUUACAAUAAGUCAGGUAUCACUUUGGCUUGUUGAAUAUGGUAAUCAACAAUUAGAAUAAGUGUGUGUUAAUAAUGUAUCUUAAGUUAAUGUCUUGUGACCAUGCCUCCAAGUCUGUAGUGAUUAUGUUUCUGAGUAUUUCUGCUGCCUGCCUCCCAAUUAAAAUACAAAAAAAUAUUUUUACGUUUUUAAAUGCUUGACUGGGAUCAAUAAAUCAUCAAAUCUCGGCCCAUUAUCCAGUGGUGAUGGUUACUCUUUACCAAUCAUUUAGAUCUUGAUAAAACAGACAUUCCACUCCAUCUCGGACCCCUCCCCACUGUAUGGGGAAUAUCAGCAUUAAACUUGUUCUGUAAACUCCCUAGCUCCACACCUGUUGGAACUCAUACUGUUUGUUGACAUAUCCUAUUUUUGUUGCAGAGUAUACUUGUUUGUUUAUUGGGUGUAAGUCUGCACAAUAUCAUUACCAGCACACAAGUCUGUGAUUUUUUUUGUUGGUUAGAUUUUGUUAAUGUUCUUAACCAAUAAAAUUAUUUUCUGAAAGCA